CGUUGAGCCAGUGUGAAAUAGAUUGCAACGCUUAAAAGUCGAAAGGGGGUAGAUGCAUUAGAAGGCAGAGACGUGUUUAGUGGAGAGGAAUGAGUAGCUAGUAGCCAUAUUUGAGUAAUUUGAACAUGUUAUGCACAACUAACCAAAACCAGGAAAUGUUUAGGUACCACGCUGCGUCGAAUUGUGAACUUCUCCAGCGUUGCGGUGGCUGCUAAUUCUGUAUUGAUUGAUGUAGAUAUGACUGGGUGAUAUCUCGCUGUUCGAGGUGUAAAACAGCAAAUGAACAUGGAAUUUGAAACAACAAGAAGUAUACAGGCUUUUAAAGAUAUUUUGUGUGACCGGUAUGGCACUAGUGACUUCAUGUGGAUGUCACAAAAUUGGCAGCCUCGUUUAGCACAUCAGCAUACCUUCAAGACCAGUCCACAGAAAAUGAAACUGGAUGUUCUUAAGUGCCCUCGAUUGCAGCAUGUCAUUGAGGAGGCAAGCGAGGAUCAGGAGGUACCAAAAGAGCAGCUGUACAAGACUGUGCAGAGUAUAUUAGAUGAGAUAGGAUAUAACCGCCGUUUGCCAGUGAUCCGUUGGUUGGGCCUGUUGCUACUCAAAGUACUGAAGAGAACAUGCAAUGGCUUAUAUGUAAAUGAAACCAGUAUUAAUAGGGUGUUGUCAGUGAUGGGUGACAACCCCGUAAUCUUCGCACCUAGUCAUCGAAGCUAUGGGGAUUUCAUACUCAUGUCUUAUAUCUGUUUCCACUACAAGAUUGAAAUUCCAGCGAUUGCAGCUGGCAUGGAUUUCCAUUCCAUGUGGCUGAUGGGGCAUGUGCUUCGAGAUAGCUGUGCCUUCUUUAUGAGACGUUCGUUUGGCAGUGAUAAGCUGUACUGGACCGCGUUCAGUGAAUACGUUCAAAAACUAGUUACAGAUGGAGAGGCUGCUAUUGAAUUUUUCAUUGAGGGCACUAGGAGUCGAACUGCAAAGUCUCUGAUGCCUAAGUUUGGGUUCCUAUCUAUGACCUUGGUGCCAUUCUUGACAGGCCGUGUGCCUGACAUAACCAUAGUUCCUAUCAACAUUAGCUAUGAUCGAACCUUGGAAGAGAUAUUGUUUGCAUACGAGCUACUGGGGGUACCCAAACCAAAGGAAUCCACUUCAGGUUUGAUAAAAGCCUUGAAUAUGCUGAAUGAAAGAUAUGGAAAGGUGUACGUAGAUUUUGCAGAACCACUCUCGGUGAGAGAACUCUUCCAGCUGAAUGGGCUUCAGCGCUCUCUGCCUACUCCAGAGUCACCUCAGGAUCAGCACACAUUGUCAGCCAAUGAGACAAUGUUCUGUGUGGAUGUGGCUCAUCGAGUGGUACAGCAGCAGCAGCGCCAUUCUGUGAUCACUGCUUUUAAUCUGAUAUCCAUCAUCCUUAACAACUCAGUGCUUGAGGGCUCUGGCCCACCUCUUUUAAAUGAGGUGGUGGCAAAUGUCUCCUGGUUGAAGUCUGUUAUGGAGGUGUUAGGAGCUCUGAUUGACAUUCAAGAUGGUCCUGUUAAUGUGGAGGUAGCCGUGAAAGAAGCCAUUGCUGUCCACAAGUCUCUAGUUACACUGACACCAACCAACCACUUGAAGUUGAUUAAAGUGCAUACUACUGCUCACAGAGUGAACCCAGCUAAACUGAAAGGACACAGUAUGUCUGAGCAUACAAUGGGUGUGGCAGUGCCCAUGGUAAUGAUACAGCAUUAUUUAAACCCAUGCCUUCACUACCUCAUUGGUCCAGCUUUGGUUACACUUGUUAUGUGGCAUCUUGAUGAUGCAGUGGAAAUCACAAGAGGCGAUCUGUUCCAGAAUUUUAACUUCCUGAGAUUGCUGUUCGCCUAUGAAUUUGCCUUUUAUGCAGCUUGGGCAGAGAAGGAGUUUGAUGAUGCAGUGAAGCAGCUGGAAAUGCUGAGUGUUGUGGAGCCCACCAAGUCUGAUAGAUUGAAACUGGGCAACCACAGGAAGCUGCAGAUUCUGCUCUUAAACCUGCUGCAACCAUUUCUGGAGGGCUACCUGACUGUGUGUCAGUUACUGCAACAGACUGCUUCAGAUCCAUGCUCUGAGAGUCUGCUAUUAACGUCUACACAGCGGAGAGUGGAGGAGCUGCUGGGAUCUGGCAUUAUCUUGCACCCCUAUGCUUUAUCACUUGAUAUGCAUUCAGCUGCAUUACAAGCAUUGACAGCCCUCCAGGCAGUGAACAGGCUUAAGAGAAAUGGUAUGGUUCUGUAUCAGGCUCAAACAAGAAAACUGCUAGAGGUCACUCAGAAACUAGAGAACUUGAAGUUCCAGUCUGAAGAGAAGUUCCACCCAAGCAGCACAGGUUUCAGGCAUUUUGUGAUUGAUGGGAGCCAGCAGGCAAAGCUUUAGUAACAACUGCUAAAUCCUCUUGUAAUUCUUUGUGUGUUUCUCUUUAAUGUGAAUAUUUUUGCUUGUAUGUGUGCACAUCUGUGGCACCUUGUGUGUCUAUAUCAUGGCAACUUCUAUGAGUUUUGAGCAGACUAGAUGUUCAUAGAAUAUUUUUAUUUUUAAUGUUUGCAUCCUGUUGUGUGAGUAUAACUGAUAAUACAAAUUCCACUGUCAGCGCAACUAUAAUUUAUUAACUUAUGUUCCACUACAUGUUUCAACCCUUAGGCCGUCUACACACGGAGCUACUCAAAAUAAACUGAUUAGUGACGCAAGUUACUAACGAGUCUGCAAUGAGUCACUUCCAAUGUGUCUGAAUGGAACACCACACACGGCGCUACUGAUCACUAACGCGU
Molecule: messenger RNA, 2768 nt
Organism: Cryptotermes secundus
Lineage: Eukaryota; Metazoa; Arthropoda; Insecta; Blattodea; Kalotermitidae
Gene: Dhap-at
Product: dihydroxyacetone phosphate acyltransferase
Exons: 14
Coding region: 280-2376 (698 amino acids)
Biological process (GO): ether lipid biosynthetic process
Cellular component (GO): mitochondrial membrane; peroxisomal membrane
Molecular function (GO): glycerone-phosphate O-acyltransferase activity
Source: RefSeq, a predicted model, not a curated record